Messenger RNA from Salarias fasciatus (jewelled blenny), 1087 nucleotides. RefSeq lists its product as uncharacterized. The transcript has 4 exons. NCBI's taxonomy places the organism in Eukaryota, Metazoa, Chordata, Actinopteri, Blenniiformes, Blenniidae. The record is from RefSeq and is a predicted model, not a curated record. The coding region runs from base 203 to 1087 and encodes 294 amino acids.
GCAGCAGCAGCAUGAGGCAGAGCGGGGGUAUUCUAGAGGAGGUGGGGUCUGUCCCAUGUGUCGACUGCCUGAUGGAGAGGAGAGGGGCACAGCGCAGUGUGCUAGGAAUGACAUCCUUGGACAGUUAAAAUCAUGGACCGAUCAAACAUGUGACUGACCUCCAACUCCGAGUGACUUGUGGUGGAGUUUGCAGACCCUCACCAUGGUCUCUCUGUGGAAUAUUUAUUCUCUUGUUCUUCUCUCCUUGCUUCUGUCACUCCUUGUCAAAGCGUUAAAUGGAGAAAAUGUUGAAAAGACACAAGAUCCUGGCAUUCGCCCAACAGUGUGGUUCCUCCGACAGCGCUUGCAGAGGCCUGAUAGAUCUGAUUCACUCCCCAUGGGUAAUCCCAUCACCGGACCAGAGAGUGACAGAAUGGGUCAACCUUUGAGCUGGAUCUUAUCAUCAUCAGAGGAGCAUGACGGACAGGGUGUGAUCGGUGAAUACAGUGAUCUACAGGAGAGCACCGAGACAUCUGUUCUAUACAAUCAGAGAGCCACAGAAGACGCAACAUCUGAGUGGAGUAAACAAACGACAAGGUCUUCACCAUCUGACUCCCAUCAUGAACAAACAAAGUAUCAGUCAGCUGAACCCACCACCGCAACCUCGCUUUUGCAUCCUCCACAGACGGGAGAGAGUCGGCUAGUAUUUCCAACCAUCCAAAAUAAGAUGACUGAUAGCCAGUUUCCUUUUCGUCUGUCUGGCUCAGUAAAAUCAAACAAGCAGGAUUCAUUGCAGCCUGCUGGACAUGGUCCGAGCACAGAGCACCCUACUGCUGCACAACCCACUGACAGUUUGGGGUUGACCACAGGCAUCUCUUUUACCACAAAGGGAAAAAUAGAUGGGAUAACCAUUGCUGCAGAUAAUAUUUUAUAUCAAGGAACUGUCAGCAGGCAGCCUGGCAAAGUUCCCCUCUACGAGGACCUACUCUGCCCCAAAUGCGUGUUUCAGAUUCUCCCAUCCUCUCCUCUCAUGAUUCCUUGUGCCAGGCAUCUUUGGUUUGCCGAGAGUGUCCUAUGUGUCUUCAAGCCUUUCCCUAAACUCUCCUAG